Molecule: messenger RNA, 1747 nt
Organism: Mycena indigotica
Lineage: Eukaryota; Fungi; Basidiomycota; Agaricomycetes; Agaricales; Mycenaceae
Exons: 2
Coding region: 191-1747 (518 amino acids)
Source: RefSeq, a predicted model, not a curated record
UCCUCAGGCCGAACGUUACUGCAGAAGCAAAUUGAAGCCGUGCUUGCUUCGUUGUUUGGCAACAUUGCAGCUUGUUCUCUCGACAGACGGCGCCGAUGGUCCGUGCAACAUUUGUGGGCGGCGUUACUAUGCAUUCAGUCGAGACGCUAUAUAAACCAUAUGCAGGCUUCAAGUUCCACACACUUCGCCUAUGCACGAGUUAUUGCUCAUCUCAGACAUCGUGGAAAACAUAUUCCAGCACUUUGGGUCUGGAAGCUUGGCUGUCCUUGCCCGCACAUGUCGAGCUUUUCACGAAGAAGCAGUUGAUGCACUGUGGACGCAGCAAACUACGCUCGAGAACAUACUCAACCUCUUGCCAGAUGACACCUUUCGGGCAAGCACCGCCGACUACUUCGACGCUCACUACGAAACUUUCGACCUAUGCCGGCCUUUACAACCCGCUGACUGGACCAGGGCCCUCACAUACACGCGUCGGAUCAAGAUACUGGUGCUCGAAGCUUCUGAGGCCCGGCACUCCGAAGGAUACUCCACUUGGAGUGGAUUUCCCCUUAAAAACCAGGUCCAAGCUAUAUCUGCGUCCUUUCCCUCCUCAGGAAUCAUCUUCCCUAACCUUCGACAUUUGACUUGGGUUACAAACCCUUACAAGUCUGACGUGUCCCACCUACUUGUGUCGUUUCUAUCACCAAAUAUUCUCCAUCUGAACGUUGGGGGAACCUUGCGCGCUGCUGAGGCACUCAACUCCGGCGCUGUAUUGCUUUCUAAUGCAACUUAUAUCGCCUUCAGAAGCUGGGGAGCCCUUCCAUCCAACACACUUGACAAAUUGAUACUGUCAACUUGGAAUCUCCACUCACUCUCCCUGCCCCGGAUAGACCGAAUUAUACUACAGCACCUCACACAACAACCGAGUCUCCGGUAUUUGGAACUGUAUGAUCCAGAGGCUGGCGACUGUGGUCCAUCCGAUGUACCGCUAGUACUGCACGAGCCUCCCAUCGUGUCUGGUCUCAUAUCACUGAAGCUUCAACAAACCUCGCUCAAGUUUGCAUCCGAACUUAUCAAACUCCUCGGUCCCUUUUCUUCCUCUCUUAAACAGUUUUCCAUUUCUCGUCCGGAUCUUUUCAAGGCCAACGAGCUCGAAGCCUUCCUCGCCACCGUCGGCUCCAGCCUGAAACCGUCGACUUUGCAAAAACUACAAAUUUUUGACUCAAACCGACUAUAUUUGCUGCCCGGUGAAUAUGUUGAGAUCCAGGCUGCCAUGGAUCAAUACACCUCGGAUGCCUCCUCCCUCGAUUCACUGGCUUCUUUCUCGAAACUCCAUACGCUCAGGAUUGCGACUUAUACUGGGUUCCGUAUUGACGAUGAUGCAUUAGAAAGACUGGCUCAGUGCUGGCCAAAUCUUAAAAGCCUUCGUCUGUGUUCGAUGUGUCGGAAGCAGACCCCUCCCUUAACCACGCUGGCCGGCUUUUUUGCCUUAAGCCAGCAUUGCCCCCUCUUGGAGGAUCUAACAAUGGCCGUUGACGCGACAGACGUGGCCCCAGAACAUCCACGCCCAUUCGUCAAAAGCCCGCUGCAUUUCCUCCACGUCAAGGAGUCCCCCAUCGACGACGCAGAAGCGGUUGCUAAAUAUUUGUCGGGAACCUUUCCCGCACUCCAUUCCGUAUAUGCGUAUUACGGUGGCAGGGUGCUGAAGCGGAACCGGGAAGCGGUCUCCAAGUGGACAGAGGUUUACUACUUAAUGGCCAAGGAGUAG